AUGUGUCUCGCAGACUAUAUACGUAGACCUCUUGUUAUUACACUACUCGUCAUAACGAUCUGCGAUACAACCUCGGCCAUUGCGGAUACCGCUACAGAGCAGACGAGCUUUGCCAACGAUGCGUCGAUCGACGCUGUACCUUUAUUCCCAGCCGGCCACCAUGACAGUGCCAUCAUGGCAGCCAUGGCCAUUGACAUGACACGUCAGAAUCGCUUCGUAGAAGUCUAUACAUUGUAUAGACUUCUACGAAGCGAUUCUACCACUGCUGAAGCGCACAAGACCUCGGCCACUGACGAAGAGAGGGAAAUUAUACUCGCGAGCGUGCGGAUAGCGAUCAAAAGACUGGUGACAAAAGAUGACACGACCUAUACGCAUGAAAGAGGUAAUGGACUCAAGAAGGAAUGGUGGGUUACAUUAUUAAAAAAUCAACCGAAAAUCGAAGGCCAAACAACAACUACGUCCGACCUCUGUACUGGGCAAUCCGAUUCACGGUCUGGAUUGUGA
Molecule: messenger RNA, 504 nt
Organism: Phytophthora infestans T30-4
Lineage: Eukaryota; Oomycota; Peronosporomycetes; Peronosporales; Peronosporaceae
Product: secreted RxLR effector peptide protein, putative
Exons: 1
Coding region: 1-504 (167 amino acids)
Source: RefSeq, a predicted model, not a curated record